This is a messenger RNA of Rhizoctonia solani, 3297 nucleotides long. RefSeq names its product Reverse transcriptase (RNA-dependent DNA polymerase). The transcript has a single exon. The coding region runs from base 1 to 3297 and encodes 1098 amino acids. Gene Ontology annotation, biological process: DNA integration. Lineage: Eukaryota; Fungi; Basidiomycota; Agaricomycetes; Cantharellales; Ceratobasidiaceae. The record is from RefSeq and is a predicted model, not a curated record. Gene Ontology annotation, molecular function: nucleic acid binding.
AUGAUACUGUGUGACUACCCGACGGACCCUAUCAAAACCCUUAUCGACUCUGGCGCCACUUCCAAUUUCAUAUCCCCCGCAUUAGUAGAAAAACUCAAAAUCCCAAAAACCCUACUCGAAAAUCCACGAGUAGUGAGGAUGUUAGAUGGUACAAUAUCUCAGACUGGUCGCAUUUGGCACCAGGUUCAACUCGCGGUCUCGGCCAAUGGCCAUUUCCACCACAUUCCCUUCCUUGUUUGCCCCAUAGGCAACACCCCGGCUAUCCUCGGCAUGACAUGGCUCACAGCAGAAUCCCCCUUGAUUGACUGGCAACAGGGACUUGUCACGUUUCCAGAACAGGUCCAAAUAGCAUCCGAAGAGGAGGCGGAUAUUAAUCCUUUAGCAGACCUUCCCCCUCAAUAUCAUGAGUUUGCUAAAGUCUUUGGCAAAGAAGAAUUCAAGGUUCUCCCUCCUCACAGGGAGUAUGACAUCUCCAUAGACCUUGUCCCAGAUGCCAAACUAUCCCCUGGUCCCAUAUACGGAAUGACUGAUGCAGAAUCCAAGGCACUGAAACAACACAUUGAUGAGGAAUUGGCAACAGGCAAGAUCCGCCCUAGUACCUCAUCCGCCGGCGCCCCAGUCAUGUUUGUUAAAAAGGCGGAUGGAUCCCUCAGGCUAGUGGUAGAUUAUAGGAAGCUGAACAACGUGACCCACAAAAACGUGUACCCACUUCCCCGGCAAGAUGAUCUCAUGGCAAAACUCAGGCACGCUAAGAUCUUCACUAAACUGGACUUGCGCUGGGGCUACAACAACGUACGCAUCAAGGAAGGAGAUGAAUGGAAGACGGCCUUCAGAACCAAAUACGGUCUCUUCAAAUACCUAGUCAUGCCGUUUGGUCUCACCAAUGCCCCUGCAGCGUUCCAGCACUUCAUGAAUGAUCUAUUCAGGGACCUCAUUGACGUCACCAUGAUCAUUUACUUAGAUGAUAUACUGAUCUUCUCCGAAGACCCCAAGAACCACCCAGCCCAUGUGAGGGAAGUUCUGUCAAGGUUAAUGAAAAAUCAACUGUUCUGCAAAUUGUCAAAGUGCCACUUCCACGUCACCACGGUUGACUACCUGGGUAUUGUCAUAUCUCCUGCAGGCUUCUCAAUGGAUCAAAAGAAGAUUGAGGCCGUCACAACCUGGCCUCAGCCCAAAACAGUCAAGCAGGUCCAAGCCUUCCUAGGGUUUGUUAACUACCUUAGGCGCUUCAUCCCCAACUUCAGUUUGGUAGCACGCCCUCUUCACAAUCUUACAAGGAAGGAAACCCCUUGGUCAUGGGAAACCUCAGAGGAAGCCGCGUUCAAAGAAUUAAAGGCAUUGGUCACGCAAUCCCCAGUCCUAAUCCAUUCCAACCCAGCGCUACCUUAUUACCUGGAAACAGAUGCAUCAGGGGUAGCAAUGGGGGCAAUACUCAGCCAACGAGGACCAGACAACCGAUUACACCCCAUUGCUUACAUGUCCAAGUCAUUCUCAGGAGCAGAAGCUAAUUACGACACGCACGAUAAGGAGCUCCUGGCUAUCAUUAAAGCACUAGAGGAAUGGAGGAUAUUCUUGGAAGCAACGGACAAACCGGUACAAGUCUUCACGGAUCAUAGGAAUCUGGAGUAUUGGAUGCAGGCACGGACAUUCAACCGCAGGCAUGCCCAAUGGCGUGUACUCUUGAGCGAUUUCAACUUUGAAAUCCACUAUUGCCCAGGAAAGCAAUCAGGGAAGCCGGACGCGUUGUCCAGAAGAUCAGAUUACGUAGACACGCCCCCAGAGCCAGAAGUCAUGUUACCAGCAGAAGUCUUUGCCAAUACCUCUGAGGAAGAAGUCAAAAUUGUCACAGAAAUUCGCUCCAGACUCAGGGAGGACCCAUCCUUGGAACCCAUCAUCCAGUUUCUAACAGAGGACGCGGACAAUGCACCUCCCUCCAUUCGGAAAGCUUACAGAGACUACGACUGGGAGGAAGACCUACUAUGGUAUCAAGGGAAACUCGUGGUUCCAGACUCAGAGACCCUGAAGGAACGAUUACUCAGGGAAUUCCAUGACUCCCCCCUAGCCGGCCAUCUGGGCCAACAAAGGACCCUUGAACUUCUAAGCCGCAACUACUGGUGGCCAGGCAUGAAAUCAUCCGCCAAAGAAUGGGUAGAAUGUUGCCCCACCUGCCAGGCUAAUCAACGAGCCCACGCCCCGGUCAUUGCCCUUAAACCUCUGGAAGUUCCCCCCUAUCCGUUUCACACCAUCUCCUAUGACUUCAUCACAGGUUUUCCAAAAUCUAACGGUCACAACGCAGUCUUGGUAGUCAUUGACUCCUUUUCCAAAUUUGGGCAUUUUAUCCCAACCACCAAGAAGGUUACGUCCAAGGGUCUAGCGGAAUUGUUCAUCUCUCAUGUGUGGAAACUACAUGGACUACCAGUCAAGACAAUAUCAGACAGAGGAACCACGUUCACAGGGAAGUUCCUAAGGGCACUCUACCAACGCCUUGGUGUAAGACCAUCCUUCUCGUCAGCCUACCACCCGGAGUCAGACGGUCAAACAGAGAGGGUGAACCAGUUCAUUGAGUUCUACCUGAGAUCGUACGUUGCGGCAGAUCACUUGGACUGGGCUUCCUGGUUGCCACUAGCGGAAUACGCAUAUAACAACGCUAAGCACUCCGCCACCGGGAAAACCCCAUUUGAAUUGGUAUACGGGAGAAAUCCAGUAAUGAACCCAUCCAACGUCCCUGCAAAUGUACCAGAAGCCAAUCACGUGGCUAACACCUUGGCACAAGAAUGGAGAGAAGCGGAAUCCGCCCUGAGGAUGACAAAGGAAAAAAUGGCAGGAACCAAGGGAGUGAUCCCGGAAUAUUUCAUUGGAGAGGAAGUCUGGCUAGACGCCAAGAACGUGGAGAUACGUUCCAACUCCAACAAAUUGGACCCCAAGCGCCUAGGACCCUUCAAGAUCACCAAGAAAAUCUCCAGCCACGCGUACCGCCUGGAACUCCCUGAGACCAUGAAAAUCCAUGACGUAUUCUAUGUAGGAUUACUGUCCAAAGUCCACAAAUCCCCAAGCCAACCACUCCCAGACCAACCCCCUCCUGAAACAAUAGAAGGGGAAGAAGAGUAUGAAGUUGAACAAAUCAUUGACUCUAAACAACAAAAAGGGAAAUGGUUUUAUUUGAUAAAAUGGAAGGGAUACGGUCCGGAAGACAAUUUGUGGGAACCGGAGGAACUGCUGGAACACAGUCAGGAAGAGAUCAAACGCUUCAACCAAGCUAGACUCAGAAAGGCUCGUGACGCCGCCAAGAGCCUUUAA